CGGAUUAGGGUUUCCUCCUUCUCCUCUCUCGGGAAAGGAACGACGUUCGGUGAGGUUGUUGGGUUGGGUCGGUUGAUUGGUUGGUUGGCUGGUCGGUCGGUUUGUUUUUUUUUCCGCCCCCUCGAGGGAGAGAUUAUGGGGUUGAAGGGCGACGACGACGUGGCGGUCGACGACGGCGACGGCGGAGGCAGGUCGGUGUCGUGCUCCAUUUGCCUCGAGGUCGUCAUCGACAAUGGGGAUCGGUCGUGGGCCAAGCUCCAGUGCGGUCAUCAGUUCCAUUUAGAUUGCAUUGGUUCUGCAUUCAAUUGCAAGGGUGCAAUGCAGUGCCCAAACUGCCGGAAGACUGAGAAGGGACAAUGGCUUUAUGCUACUGGUUGCCGUUCACUUCCUGAGUUUAGCUUGGAUGACUGGGCCCAUGAGGAGGAUCUAUAUGACUUAAGUUAUUCUGAAAUGACCUUCGGGGUUCACUGGUGUCCAUAUGGACAAUUGGCAAGGCUGCCUUCUUUUGAUGAGGGGGAAAUUUCGGCACCUGCAUAUAAUGAUCUCCGGGUGCAUCAUACUAUGUUUUCUGAGCAAUCUUCUGUAUCAUCUGCUGCUCAUCCCUGCCCGUACAUCGCUUAUUUUGGACCUAUUCACCCCUCCACAUCUAGUUCGAAUGGGAGCAUCCCAGAUGGUACAAACUUUAGUAACCCUUGGAAUGGCCCAUCAUUACCUAGUGAAGUUCCAAAUUCUUAUGCCUUUCCCGCCAUGGAUGUUCAAUUUCAUAGCUGGGACCAAUCUCCUUUCUCUACCAGCAGCAGACGUAUUGGUAAUGCUGAUCAACCUUCAAUUCCGCCUAAUCCUGUUCAGAGGUCCUCUAGGACAAAUUCUGACACAACAAGACCAGCAUCAUUUAUGCAUCCGUUCCUUGUUGGCCACAGUUCUGGGGCUAGAUCUGGGAGCUCAGUACCAUCAUCGCUGAUUCCUCCAUAUCCGGGCAGCAAUGCUCGAGCUAGAAAUAGAGGCCAAGCUCUGCAGGCAUUCUACCAGCAACAACCUAGUCAUUCUCGUACGCCAAUAGCUCCAGGGACUCGGCGAUCUACAACUCACAGAGGAAUGAGUCACAUGGGUUCAGUGGCCUCAUCGUCAUCUGAACAGAGCAACGGCUUCUAUUUUAUCCCGGCAAGUUCCUCAGGCCCAAACUUCCAAGAACCUGAAAACCCCGUGUCAGCUCGUUUUCAUGCGUGGGAGAGGGAUCAUUUGCAGUCAUAUCAACCAAGCCAGGUUGAGAGAGAGUCCAUCUGGCAUUUCCACCAGCCUGCAGGUGGAUCAGAAUCAGGAAUCAGGUCCAACAGCUUCCGCCUAAGGCACGGGUCUGAGAGGACUCCUCACUCAUAGACUUAAACGUUAUCCCUUUUCCCCGGUGAAGCAAAAACUGCAAGUACUAUGACUCAGAACUGAUAUGUAUGCUUGAACAAUACUUCAUGCUUGCUGUCUGUGAGUCCUGUUCCAAUCAGACUCAAUCUGUGGAGUGGCCGAGAAAAAACAAUCUUUUGGUAGCCACGUCCGUGCCCACGCGCACGUAGUGCUGUGGUGGACUCUUUAAGUUUCUUUAAAUACUCUUCUUAUUCAA
This is a messenger RNA of Syzygium oleosum, 1612 nucleotides long. Its product is annotated as E3 ubiquitin-protein ligase RFI2. The transcript is spliced from 6 exons. The record is from RefSeq and is a predicted model, not a curated record. Gene Ontology annotation, molecular function: ubiquitin-protein transferase activity. The coding region runs from base 136 to 1377 and encodes 413 amino acids. NCBI's taxonomy places the organism in Eukaryota, Viridiplantae, Streptophyta, Magnoliopsida, Myrtales, Myrtaceae.